Messenger RNA from Cornus florida, 1359 nucleotides. RefSeq lists its product as uncharacterized. NCBI's taxonomy places the organism in Eukaryota, Viridiplantae, Streptophyta, Magnoliopsida, Cornales, Cornaceae. Bases 132 to 1232 code for a protein of 366 amino acids. The transcript has 5 exons. The record is from RefSeq and is a predicted model, not a curated record.
CCCGACAUUGAAGCUAAGAAAGAAUCAGAGACGGCGUGUGAGGGCUUGAGACACAUAUAUAGAGAGAGAAACAGAUAUAGAGAGAGAGAGCCACACAAAAGCUUGAGAUAGCUCCCGAGCUCAAGCUUUUUAUGGCGUCAGCUGCUAGGGCUUUCUUGCUUUCUCGCUUCACCGAUCUCUCACUCAAGCCUCUCCUACCAUCGCCACCACCUCCCUUUUCCCACCACCUCCUCGUCCGGCCGUCUUUUCCUUCCAUCGCCAUCAAGAGGCGUCCCUCCGCCGUUGUCGCCUGCCUCGUGUCCGGCGUCGACGGCGGCGGAGUCUCCGACGACUUUGUCUCCACCAGGAAGUCCGGUUUCGAUCGAGGAUUCUCGGUGAUUGCCAAUAUGCUUAAGAAAAUCGAACCCUUGGACAAUUCCGUUAUUUCCAAGGGGGUUUCUGAUUCCGCCAAGGACUCUAUGAAGCAGACCAUAUCAACAAUGCUAGGGUUGCUCCCAUCGGAUCAAUUCUCCGUCACGGUUAGGGUUUCGAAAUACCCUCUCAAUCGCCUCCUCGUAUCUUCCAUAAUCACCGGGUAUACACUUUGGAAUGCAGAGUAUCGGAUUUCAUUGAUGAGGAAUUUUGAUAUGUCGCCAGACAAUUCAGAAAAGUCUGAUUUGUCAGAGGAGAACGAUGUUUUAGAAGUGAAGCUUGAGGAGUGUGAGGGUGGGGGUGGCAAUAUUGGUCCUGAUGGGUGUUUUGAGGAUGUGGAAAGAAUGAACCUUCGAAGUCUUGGGAAUUUAUCUCCAGAGGCUCUGAACUACAUUCACCAGUUGGAAUUGAAGCUAUCUACAGCUAAGAAGGAACUGAGCACCCAGAAGCAGGAAAAUGUACGAAUGGAAUAUGUUAGAGAAAGUAACAAUGAUUUGUUGGAGUAUUUACGGUCAUUGGAAUCUGAUAUGGUUACCGAACUAUCUAGACCAUCAUCAUUGGAGGUGGAGGAAACUAUUCACCAACUCGUUCAAAACAUAUUGAAAAGAUUCUUUAAAGAUGAUUCUGCCUCUGAGUUUAUUGGAGAUUCAGCUAAAGGAAGUACAGAGAACUACCAAAAUGGUGGUGAUGAAUUUUGCGAUACAAUAGGCACGUCAAGGGACUACCUUGCGAAGCUGCUUUUCUGGUGUAUGUUAUUGGGUCAUCACUUAAGAGGCUUGGAGAACAGAUUGCAUCUAACUUGUGCUGUUGGCUUGCUGUAAGUGAAAAGAGUAGAAAAGGACAUGUAUAUUCUUUCCUUUUUUUUUUUUUUUUUUGUUGAAUAAAGGUUCUUAUCAAUUUUCUUUUUGUCUAUAUUAUUUAAUUUAUCAAGGGAAACCUUAUGUGUCA